CUCCCUGAUCCCCAGUCACACCUCGAACAUAUUCCUUCCUGCGGGGAAAAGAAAUCAGAAAACCCUAAAUCGAGGAAAAAUCUCUCGAGACUUUCUAGUCCGAGAAAAAAUAUCCACCAUCUCCGAUAUUGUUGUUCUUCGAUCUCGUUGCUGAGUCAAACAAGCCGAGAGAUUCCCUCUGUUCGAUUCUGGUGAGAGAGAGAGAGAAGGAGCAACGGAACUUCCUCACUCCUCCGGAAAUGGCGUCGUUUAAGGUGAUGCCUUCUUCCAACUCGAGAAACUCGGAUCUGUCUCGUCGUAAUUCUUCUUCUGCUUCUUCUUCUCCUACUAUAAGAUCACACCAGCUGAAGCAAGAUUCGAGCGCCGAUCGGUCGAGGAUAAGCGGCGGUUACGGCGGUUUGAACGACAGAUUCGGUUCCUCGAUGAAGGUAGACGGGAUUCUGCGGGACGCUUACGGUGCGGAUCCUCCGUCUUCUUCGUCGGUGGCGGCCGCCGCGGAGUCUACGCUUCUGGACGCGUCUAUUUCUCUCUUUGACGAUCCUGCUCCUGUACCGGUGGAGAUGGCUGUUAACGUUGACCGGAGCGGAGGGGGAGGUAGUGACGGGGCUAUGAGUGCGGCUGAGACGCUGGGGAAGAGUGUAGAUGAUGUUUGGAGAGAGAUUGUGUCGGGGGAGAAGAAGGAGAUGAAGGAGGAGACGCAGGAGGAUAUAAUGACGCUGGAGGAUUUCCUGGCAAAGGCGGCAGUGGAUGAUGCGGUGGGUACGACGGAAUCGGAGGAUAUGGAUGUGAAGAUUCCGCCGGAGAGGCUUGGCGGCGGGGUCUACGCAUUCGAUUCAGCGCCGCUGACGCCGUUUCAGAUGAUCGACAAGGUUGAAGGAUCUAUCGUCGGGUUUGGGAACGGUUUGGAUGUCUAUGGAGGAGGAGGGGGUCGUGGCGGAGCCAGGGGAAAGAGAGCGAGAAUGAUUAUGGAACCGUUGGAUAAGGUUGCUGCACAGCGGCAGAAGAGAAUGAUCAAGAAUCGUGAAUCUGCUGCGAGGUCCAGGGAGCGGAAGCAGGCUUAUCAAGUUGAGUUGGAGUCCUUGGCAGCGAAACUAGAGGAGGAGAAUGAGCAGUUGUGGAGGGAAAAGGCCGAAAGAACGAAGGAAAGAUACAAGAAGCUAAUGGAGAUGGCGAUUCCAGUGGUUAGGAAACCGCCUGUCCUUCGUAGGGUCCGAUCAUCGGAGUGGUAAAAUUAACGAGCUCUGUAUUUGUGGCUGGUAAAAAUCUUCCUUUUUACCGUAUUGGCUGAUGUGAUGACCCCUUGAGGUAAAGAGGAGAGAAUCUAAAAUGGGAGCAUCAGUGAACAUAAUUCAACAUCCACCACGGGUAACAUCUUCUGGAGAUUAUUUAGAUGUUUUUUGUUAGGAAUCCAGAGAUCAUUAGGGAUGCAGUUUCUGUAGUAAAUCUUAUAUGCGUUAGGACACAUGAUAUGUAUAUAUGAGUAUGUAUCCACGUAAAGAGUGAGUGUGUGGUUGAUGCUGCCUCUUGAGGAACACACACACACACACACACACACAUAUAUAUAUAUAUAUAUAUAUAUAUAUAUAUAUGUAACUGUAAUCUCUAUCAGUAAUCAUUUGCAAGAGUGGUGGUGAUGCUGCAUAUGUACAUGCUCGAAUUGUGUAGUGUUUCUAAGGGAUGUUGUAAUCUGCAUGUGCGCCAUUGGUGCUUGUCGGCUGUAUUAAGAAUAUAUAUAUAUACGUAUAUGUUUUGUUGGACCAAUAGAUGGUUUAGUUGAGUUGGUU
Molecule: messenger RNA, 1784 nt
Organism: Tarenaya hassleriana
Lineage: Eukaryota; Viridiplantae; Streptophyta; Magnoliopsida; Brassicales; Cleomaceae
Product: G-box-binding factor 4-like
Exons: 4
Coding region: 240-1229 (329 amino acids)
Biological process (GO): positive regulation of DNA-templated transcription
Cellular component (GO): nucleus
Molecular function (GO): DNA-binding transcription factor activity
Source: RefSeq, a predicted model, not a curated record